Strongylocentrotus purpuratus (purple sea urchin) is the source of this 2619-nucleotide messenger RNA. Its product is annotated as heterogeneous nuclear ribonucleoprotein C-like 1. The coding region runs from base 197 to 823 and encodes 208 amino acids. Lineage: Eukaryota; Metazoa; Echinodermata; Echinoidea; Camarodonta; Strongylocentrotidae. The record is from RefSeq and is a predicted model, not a curated record. Gene Ontology annotation, molecular function: RNA binding. The transcript has 6 exons. Gene Ontology annotation, cellular component: nucleus.
GCAUGCGCGUUUCAUUUGAACAUGGUUCCUGCAUGCUGACCCCUGGACGCUGUGCAUGUAAUCAUCAUUUUUCGCCGACUCUUCGAUCUUAUGUGUUAGAUAAUAUUGUUUAGUGGUGAUAUUUUUGAAUUUUGAAAGACCGCUCCUAUUUUUCUUUUUGCUUUUUGAGUAAAUCCUCCCCAAGAAAGUUACCAGGAUGAAUCGUCCCUAUCACGGAUCCGGAGGCUAUGUCGGUCUGGGCUACCCACCUCCACCAAACACCUUUGCCAUCAGUAACAACACCAACAGCAAUGACCCCCUUGCUAAAGUGUCCAGAGUGUUUGUAGGAAACCUCAAUCCCAGAGAAGUGACCGACAGAAUGCAACUGUACCACAUAUUUCUUAAGUAUGGUAACGUCAAGGCAAUCUCGCUGCAUAAAGGAUUCGCUUUUGUCCAGUACGACACCGAGGUGGAGGCACGUACCGCGGUUGCAGAAGAGAACGGAAAUCUCUUCGGAACACAGAAACUUGAUCUUUGUGUCUCCACUGAAAGGCAUAAGGCUGGUGGUGGAGGAGGAGGUGGCGGCGGCGGAGGAGGUGGCAGUGGCUUCAAACGAUAUGAUACUGAUUUUGAUGGAGGAUAUCAGAAUGCUCAGGCCAAGAAGAGGAGGUUUCAGGAUAACACACUGAUGGAUAAGAAAAGUGGGGAUGAACCUACAACCUGGAUCUGCUCGUACUGUAAGCAUGUAAACGUAUCGGCCUGGGAGCUUAUGAAGCAUGCUGCUGCCGUUCAUCAGACACAGAUCUAUGACCUCAAUGGAGCUAAGCCAGAGGAAGGAGAAUAGUCGCAGCCGAUUCUUCACAGUCCCUUGAUAUGGGUAGAGCGAAGCCAAGAGGUGUAGUUAUUAAAUCACAGUCAGUUCAUGUAUCAGGAUAGUCCAUCAAAUACAUGUGCCCUCAGACCUUGAUGGUUUAGAAUAAGUAAAUACACCUAAAUCUUAUUGAGAUAGUCCACCUAACACAUGUUUAAACCCGUUGACAAUUGAGUUCUUUUAUUUCCAUAGGCUUUAAACAAAGACCACCCAGUUCACACAGGUAUUGGGUUCAAACUCCAUCAAUUUUGAAGGGCUAGAAUUAAUAGUAUUCCAAGGUAAUGAGUAAAGUCUUGUUUAAAAAACAUUUGAUUUUAGUCGGGUACUGCACUUCAGUGUUAAAAAAUAGGAAAAUGACUGCUCUGUAUUAAAGCAAUGUUGUCAUGAGUCUAUGGCCUGAAUAGAUUGAAGUCUGGGUGAAGGAGGAGUAGAAUGAGUAAUAUCUUUUAAGGUUAAUUGUAUUGUGUAAUUAUUGAAAGAAAAUUGACCACACAUAAACUGCCUUCGCUGCCCAAAGAAUUUGCCCCCACCACCAUGAGAGUACAUCAUGUAUUAACAUUGGUAAGCAUAUGAAAUUGGAUUAAUCUUAAAUCAUCUACAUUACCAGCAAAGAAGAAAUCUGACGGCAGUGUAAGAAGUUUGUCCUUGACACAUUUCAUUGUCCUUGACACAUUUCAUUGUUUGGCUUUAACUUUGUUGAUAUAGUUGCUCCUUCAUAUGUUAAUGCAUGACGUUUUGGCAUAACGGACCAGUCUGUGUGUCGAUGGAAUACUUUGAAUAUUAUUUGUUGCAUAUUUUCAUUUGUUAUCUGGUUUACAUUUCUCAUGCAAAAUCAGGAAUCUGUUUACAUUGAGGCAUAACUUCUUAUUAUUCAAAGUGCAGUUUCAGUAAGCGUAAGGGUUGUUGAUGAGACUCACUAAUGUUGCUUUGGUUGAGUGAAACCAUUUCCAGAAAGUUGUUUGAAUUUAAUCUCAAAAUAAAUUGCAGUGUAUCUUUGGUAUGUUCAUUCUGCAAUACAUGUAUUAUAAGUAAAAGAAGGUAUGGGAUUUAUACACCAUUGGCAUUGGGUAACGAUGAAUGGACUUACCAGAAUAAAUAAUAUGUAUGUACCUGUAAUUUUCAUUGAUAAAAUGACAAGAUUUUUAAAUUUAAUCAGUACUCAACAUAGUUUGUAAGUCAAAACUCAAAAGUAAAAAGAAUAUGAAAGAAAAAAAAAUUAAAUGUGACGAUCUAUGAUCCUUCCUAAUUGUGUAAAUGUAUAUCAGUGAAAUGGCCCACCUUUGAAUGUUUUUUUUUUUAUUCUUUCAUUCCUAUGUUCCUCAAAGUUCUGUUCAUUUUAAGGGUUUUAAGUAAGUAAAUUGUACAGUGUGUAAGACUGUAAGGUAUAAUAACUUAAACUUACAUUAUUUUGUGUGCAGAUUAUGCUUGCUGAGAUGCAAACAUUUCUUGAAUUUUUACCCCACUGAAAUAAAAUGCAUUUCCUUGCAUUUAGUUUGUUUUCUGCAGAGUAGUUAAUUUUCCAGUUCACAGUGUUGAGAGAAGGAAGGGUAAGCAUUCCAAUUAUACACCAUUAAUUGUUAGGAAUUAGUUCUCUCCGUACAUGUAGACUUGUGAUCAUAAAUUUCAGAUUUGUGUGUGUAAAUAUAUUUUGUUGUUGCUGCAACAAGAGGGUAGGCAAGAGUAAAUGCAUUUGGUCAAAAUGUAAAUAGUUCUUUAACGUGAAAGUCGUGAAGUAAACGGCUUUGCCAAAAAAGCCAAAUAAAAGAAAA